UCUAUCGAAUUUUUUCAGUACUCUGUAAUCCACACGGAGCAACGACCCAUACGUAUUAGCUUAGGGGAAAUAUUUGUGUUCAAUUUUGAAAAGGAGAGAAAAGCCGCUGCUAGGUGAGAUACUGAAAUCUAAAUAGUAACCAAGCACAGAAGGCACUCCAUGAUGACCACACCCACCGACCAACCUCAACGGUUUGAUAGCGCCGAGAGCAACACCUCAGAAGAAUCCCCAACACAGCAACAGCAGAAUCAACCACAGCAACCUACAUCACAAAAUGUUCCAGUUAAGCUCUUACAGCAUUUUCAGACAAACCGCAUCGAUUCAGCGCUGUGGGCCCUGCGUCUACUUGUCAUCUUAUUCACCGUCAGCUAUGUGUUGCCCAUCUUCACUUCUCAACAGAGCGCAUUUAGCAAGGUCCUGAUUGCCAAUGCGGCGAUCUCUGCCCUGCGUUUGCAUCAGAGAAUCCCCGCGUUCUCCUUCAGCCGGGAAUUCCUUGCCCGACUGUUCGGGGAGGACUCGUGUCACUAUAUGAUGUACUCCCUGAUCUUCUUCAACAUCCGCCCAUCGCUGCUAGUUCUAAUCCCUGUGCUGCUCUAUUCGGUUCUACAUGCCUCCAGCUACUCGCUCAAGCUGCUCGAUCUGAUUGGCCAGAAUUCGUGGUGGGGUGCUCGUUUUACCAUAUCCAUUGUAGAGUUUCAGGCGGCCAAUAUUCUGAAAGCCACCGCUUUCUGCGAGGUCUUUAUCAUGCCCUAUGCAAUUGUGCUGACCUUCAUAAGCCACGCGGGAUUGAUGACCCCCAUUAUUUACUAUCACUAUCUGGUCAUGCGCUACAGCUCACGCCGUAAUCCCUAUCCGCGCACCGCUUUCGCCGAGCUUCGUAUAAUCUUCGAGGCGCUGGCUGCGCGAUCGCCGCCCGCUGUGGGCAAGAUCAUUCGCGGAGGCAUCGGGUUUGUCAACCGCCUUGCACCGCAGCCACAGCCGCCGUCCCCUGCGCAACAAUAAAAGACAAGUGGUUUUUUUUAUCUGACCUCAACUAAUUACUCCGGAAAAGCUUAUUUAAUACCAAUCCACUUAUAUAGACGUUAAGGUAUGACAGCGGGGUAUAUCCGUAUUAUUUGUUAGUCCAAAUUCAUUGCAGCAUUUGAAAGCUCGUAUUACACUAGUUUACCAAAUAAAAUCCAUGAAACGCCCUCACGCGACUGAUGACAAA
Molecule: messenger RNA, 1210 nt
Organism: Drosophila biarmipes
Lineage: Eukaryota; Metazoa; Arthropoda; Insecta; Diptera; Drosophilidae
Gene: Kr-h2
Product: Krueppel homolog 2
Exons: 5
Coding region: 160-1002 (280 amino acids)
Biological process (GO): endoplasmic reticulum tubular network organization; membrane organization
Cellular component (GO): membrane; endoplasmic reticulum
Source: RefSeq, a predicted model, not a curated record